Messenger RNA from Drosophila melanogaster (fruit fly), 2748 nucleotides. RefSeq lists its product as uncharacterized. The coding region runs from base 724 to 2043 and encodes 439 amino acids. The transcript is spliced from 8 exons. Lineage: Eukaryota; Metazoa; Arthropoda; Insecta; Diptera; Drosophilidae. Gene Ontology annotation, cellular component: membrane. Gene Ontology annotation, molecular function: transmembrane transporter activity. The record is from RefSeq and is marked reviewed. Gene Ontology annotation, biological process: transmembrane transport.
UCGAGAACGAAACUCUAUUUGUAUCGUCGCCGUCGGAGUGGAAGUGAAAUUCGGUUUCGUGUUUCCGACUACUGUGGCAAUCAAGCGCUUGAAUUAUAAUCGAAUUUGGCAUUAGUAACCCAUAAAUCUGAUCGCCAGAGCUAGGCGCGAGGGGGUUGCUACUACGGUUACGUGACAAGUGUUGCAAUGAGCCAGUGAGGAGGAGGAGAAGAAGCCAACAAGUUCGGUCAUUUGAAGCUAGAUAUUCAAGAACUUGUCCACCAAGGAAAUAGCCAUGGUCGAGAAGGCGUCCAAUGCGUUUACACUGGAAAAGCUCCGAAAUCUGCAAUGGGAAAAGGUGUUUCGUAUGUUUUACAUUGAACCGGUUGUGUUUAUGCUGCUCUUCUCGCACACGUUAUCGGGCACCAUCCAGCGCAACCAGGUCAUCUACCAGACGUGCACAGUGAUAUUCCACUACAACGAGAGCGACUGCAAGCAGCUGGAUGUGAAGAACGCCAGUGCGGAAAUCAAUGUGGGUUACAGUACGGCGGAAGCCACCAGUCCACUACCGAGAUCUGAUCCUACUCAUCCGCUUUGCAGGCCAUUGAGACGGAACUGCAGCCGUAUGUGGCCAAUCUGUUCCUGGCCCGCACCCUCCUGGAGAGCAUUGUUCCAGCCUUCUGCGGCCUGUUCAUCGGUUCCUGGUCGGAUCACUAUGGACGCAAGCCCCUGCUCAUUGUUUCCAUGAUAGGAUUCUCGGCAUCAUUCCUCAUGAUGGCCGCCAUCUGCGAGUUGUCCAGCUACUAUGUGGUCAAUCCCUGGUGGUACAUCAUGGCUGCAGUGCCCCACUCCCUGCUCGGUGGCAAUUGCGUCUUCUCGGUGGCCGCCUUCUGCUUCAUCUCGGACAUCACGGAUUGCAAGUCGCGUCCGUACCGCAUGAUCUUCAUGGAGUCGCUUUUCUUUAUUGGACUGACAAGUGGAUCUCUGCUCUCUAGCUUUGUGUACGCGGCUGUGGGAUCAGCGGCGACCAUUGGGAUUUCCGGCUGCAUCGUUACUUUCGCAACGCUCUUUAUCAUCUUCUUUGUGCCGGAGAGCUUGCACUUCCAUAAGGAACAGGAAACGAAGAACGCGAUAACUGCAAAUGUCGAAAAGGAGUGCAUCGACAGCAAAGUGCCUAUAACCGCCUGUGACCUCCAGUUGGACCGCGUUGCGAUUGACUGCCCGCCGAACUUCAUGAACGAUGAGGAGCCAGGGAAGGAUAAGAGGAUGGAGCUGCCCACACCGGCAACGCCUGCGAUGAGCUUCGACGACGACCUGUUGGCGAAGUACGUGGAGCGGCUGCCACAGAAGGCGGAGGAGCGCAAGCGCCAGGAGGCGGAAGAGCAGGCCAAGAAGGCGGGUCUGUUCAGUAUGGUACACAUCAGGGACAUGAUCAGCACCUGCUUCAAGCGUCGCGAUCAUCACGCGCGCGCCAUCAUCUGGCUGGUUACGCUGGCCAUGUUUCUGUCCAUCUUUGUAUUCGAUGGAGUGAUGACAGUGAUGUACCUAUUCGUGCGCGAGAAAUUCCACUGGACUGUGCGGGACUACACAUUCUUUGAAACGGUCAGCCACCUGGUGCCCAUGAUUGGCGCACUCAUUGGUUUCCUUAUUCUGCGGAAGGUCUUUCGCCUGUCGGUGGUGACCCUGGCACUGCUUGCCUUCUUUUCGGAGAUUCUGAACAAUCUGGCCAAGGGCUUUGCAACGAUGCCCUGGCACAUGUACCUUUCGGUGACCUUGGGCGUCUUCCGCUCCAUCUCAGGCCCCAUGUGCCGCACAAUAGUAUCGAACAUAGUGCCUCCCUCGGAUCUGGGCAAGAUUUUCUCCAUCAAGAAUGUUUUGCAGUCAUUCGCACCGUUCGUGGCUGCACCCUUGUACACCCUCAUCUAUAAGCGAUCCCUGACCACCUAUCCCGGUCUGUUCAACUUCGUCAGCUCGUUCCUGUACCUGCUUUCGUUCGUGUUUAUCGGAUAUGUGUUGCGGAUCAAAUACAGGUACAAGCAGCACUACGCCAAGGUUCUGAAGUGAGGCGGCUAUAGCAAAAAAUUAGCACGUGAUCAUCACAACCAAUCGAGCAAUAAAGAUUUACAAGUUUAGCGAAUUUAAAGAUGCGAAUCCGGAAAGCAGGCGCUUAACUAUGAGGGAUCAUCAGUUAUAAAUGGAACGAAUGAAUCUUUGUUUGACUUGUUUAUUUAUAUGUUAAAUUAUUUGUAAUUUUGUUUAAAAAGUGUAACUAGCUAUAUAGCUGUACUUCUAGAGUAGACAAUUAAAAAGUCGCACAUCUCGCCGUUACAUUAGUUGAGUAUCGGGUAUCUAAAUCUCUAAUUGUACCCAUUAAUCGUAGUAGUGUAAAAGGGUAUACUAGAUUUGUUGAAGAUUAUGUAACAGGAACAACGAUGAGGAAGUGUUUCCGACCUUAUAUUGUGUACUUAUACCUAGAUCGGGAACUAUAAAACUUAAGGUUAGGCAUCUCGCACGCCCGCUGAAAAUGUUUAGAAUUUUUUUUCUUCAUUCAUCAUUUUAAUUUUAUUGUUUGUUUUGCCAAUUCCUAGAGAAGUGUCAUAAACAUUUUGGUCACGUUCACUCUUAAAUGCAUUUUUGAAAUUUCUCCGUCGUUUCACUAGUUGAGUAAUAGUCGAGGAACUCGAUGAUAGCGUUCCUCUUAAGUAAAAUAAUUGUUAUAGUGUUUAUUUAGAGCUAACGCAAUUAAAUACCACUGAAAUAUUUAUAUAU